Messenger RNA from Anneissia japonica, 3814 nucleotides. RefSeq names its product hemicentin-1-like. The coding region runs from base 9 to 1541 and encodes 510 amino acids. The transcript has 11 exons. Lineage: Eukaryota; Metazoa; Echinodermata; Crinoidea; Comatulida; Comatulidae. The record is from RefSeq and is a predicted model, not a curated record.
CCCUUGUAAUGCCAGUAGUCAUUUUUAUCUCUCUUUUUCUUGUCAUGUUUUUUAACUCAGUCAUUGUUUUUUACAGGCGGGCACACAAGAUGUUAAUCUUAAUUCCGGCUACACUUAUAUUCAGUGUUUUAAAUGUUUGUUCUGCUGUAACUGUCAGAGUAUCUAUUGAUGGGCAUGCUGUUGAAGGCCAAGAAACACGAUUAGUUUGUACCGUUCAAAAAAGUAAUCCUACAAAUACUAAUGAUCCAACUAUUAGAUGGCGAGAGGUUGUCAACGGCUCACCUGUGACAAUAGUGGAGUAUCAGGAAGUACCUAGUCAUGUGCAUGUGGAUUAUGCUGAUAGAUUUAGUGUUGAAGGCGAUGGCUCUCAACUUACUCUUGUUAUUGAUAACACGAUGCGAACUGAUGAUGGCAUAUAUCAAUGUGAGGUUAACGUUCUAAAUGAUCCACCUUCACCAGUAUCUGGUGCAGUCACAAUAAGUGUUGUAUUUUUAGAUUCAAUAAUGUUAGACGUUACUCCUAAUCCUGUUGCUGAAGGUGAAUCUGUAAUGUGUGUGUGUUCAGUAAAUGCCGAACCUGAUCCAACAAUCAAUCUCUAUAAAGAUGAGGCUCUGAUCAAGACGGAAACAACAAAAAAUCUAGCAUACAAUAUAGACAAUGUGGCUAGGAGCAAUGGAGGAAACUACAAAUGUGAAGCAAGUAACAUUGCUGGUACUGAUACAUCACAAAUUAAACAAUUGGACGUUCAGUAUAAACCUGAAUUUGGACUGGUAAACGAAGACACUGCUGGUCAGAAUGAACAGUAUGUUAUUGAAUUUGAAGUUGCAGCUAAUCCUAGUGAUGUCACUUAUCAAUGGACCACUGAUCCUUCUGGAAUUGAAGACACAGACACUAACCCAGCAACUUUCACAGUCAAUGUACCAGAUGUUAACGUCACAGUGUUUACAAUAACAGUGGAUGUAGCUAACAGCAUUGGAUUGACAUCAAAGUCGAUUGAAAUAACUGUAUUAGUGCCUUCUACUAUUAAUGCACCAACAACAACAUUGACUACUAAAGUUACAUCAACAACUGGUGGUGGUGGUGCUGUUGUUGAUAAAGAUAAGUCACCCAUAGCUCCAAUACUUGGUGGUGUGAUUGGUUGUCUUAUACUGGUUGGUUUAAUAGUUGGUUUGAGCUACAAAUUUUGUUAUCCAGAUGAUAAACUCUGUUUCAGUAGAAAUGCAAAAAAAGCAAGAGGUGGUGGCUCAGAAAAAGUUGUUUUAAAUUCAAACUUUUCUGAUGUUGACAUUCAUACCUAUGCACAAGUACAAAAACCAAAGUCAGUAAAAGCUACAAAGUCAGAGCAUUCUGAACAAGCUGUAACCCAAACCAAACCCCCUGACAAACCACAGCGUGCACCCAGUAGAGACAGAGCUACUGAAAAACAACUUACUUAUGCUGAUCUAGACCUCACCAAAGAUGUCAAUACUGGAAGCAAAGACAAAAUUAUCCGCACGCAGCCGGAGACAGAAUAUUCCAGCAUCAUGAUAACCAAGAAAUAAUAAACAUAAGCAGUCAAAAAGCCAACAGUAUAGCAUAAUAAAACAAAUACGUAUUGAAAUUAAUGUGAAAACACAUUCCUGUAGGAAUUUUAGAUGUAGCAAUUUGGAUUACAGUAACUUUGAAUUCUUUUUGAUAACAAUCAAUGAACAAUUGCAAUUGUGAAUUACAUCAUUUAAUUCUGAAGUAAACUUCAUUAAACCAAAUGCUUUAAGCUUCUAGCUAUGCUUUGUGUUAUUUGUAUAUUAAAUAAUCUGUAUUUUUAUGUUUGAUCAGGGAACAGUGAAAUUACACUGUUCCCUGGUUUGAUAAUAAUUAUUACUUUUGUAUUAUUUGCAGGGUUCACUGUUCCCUGAUAUUACUCAGUGUUUUUGUAUUUGUUAAUAAUAAUUAAUAUUUUUGUAUUUUAAUAUACUCAAUGCUUUUGUAUUUAGUACAAGAUUAUUUUUCUAUUUUAAGUACUUUGUAUUUUUGUAUUGACGUGUAUAAUUGUAUUGGGUUUUGUGUAUUGCUAUAUGUUAAUGUUUGUUAAUUAGAAAAAGGGCUAUGUGUGCCUGCAUUUCAAAGAUUUUGAUGGAUAUAUUGAUUUUACUAAUUAUUCCAAUAUAUGUAAUUAAAGAUUUUUAAUUAGUAAUUUUAUACAAUAUAUUUUUUUGAUAUAAAAGAAUAAUAAAUAUUUCUUUAUAGGAUAUAGCAUAUUUCAAUAAUUUUUGAUAUUUUUUUUUAAGAGUGAAUUUCUUAUUAGUAAAAUUUUAAUUAUGCCUAAAUGGCUACCAUUUAUUAAUAAUAAUAAUAAUAAUUAUUAUUAUUAUUAUUAUUUAUUUAGCUAUGCACUUUUGAACCGGUGGCACUCAACCACAAGGGUGGUGCAUCCUAACAACAAGAAAAAAUAUAUAAAUUACAAUCAAAAAGAAAGACAUCAAAACAACAAGAUAAUGAAAUCAGCUAAAACUAAAACAUAGAGAAAAUAGUUCUAUUUUCUCUAUGACAAAAAGAACAUCAUCAGUCUCUAGAUGAUACACCUUUCUCCUGCAACAGUCGUACGGAAAACGGAAUGCCCACAAGAGCCAACUACCUGAUCGCAACAGGGCUGUUACAACCAAGAAUGCACUAAUAAGAAUAUUCAAUAUAUAUAUGUUCAAUCACAGAGAGGUGGAUAGUGGGACUUUUGUUUUUUUUUUUUAACUUUAAUUUCCCAAUUAAAUCAGUUUGAUCAAAAUAUUGUUCAAAUUUUCGAUCAUGCCAUUUGUUUUCUAUAUAUAUAUAUAUAUAUAUAUAUAUAUAUAGGAUGCACUAGUCAAUGAUUCAGUCACAUUAGUGGCACAACAUGACAAGAUGAUGAGAAUCAAAAUGUUAUACCUAGAUAAUUUGCUCAAGAUUUUUUUUUUUUUAUUACCAUUCUAUAAUUAAUAACUUUUACAUAAUAUUCUCCAAGUUUUCAGAAAGAUUAAUGUGUCGGAUAGUAACUUUGAAACAUUAUUUUCGAAAUAAGAAAUAUUAAACAUUAACACUUUGAUUUAAAAAUAUGGUAUUUUACUCAUACUUUUCUUUUGUUCGUAUGUUGUAAGUCAUAGCUUAAAUUCCAGAUAAGCCAGUUGUGGCUGGUCUUGUUUAAAUAUUGUUGAAAUAUAUAAUUAUUUACUUACUGUAUUGUCAUGAUAAUUUUAUACUGCAUACAGGUUUGAUGAAUUUUUCAAUAUGAUUAUUAUUGAUUAUUAAUGUAUAUAGAUAAAGUCAUAUUAAUUUCAUUGUAAAGCUCCUGCGCGCUUUAGUAAAUUAAUGCAUGUUGGUUACACCUAAAAAUGUGACAUGUUUUUUUAAAAAUAUGUCAUUGAAUUGCAACCUCCUUUAAUAGCCUAUAACACAUUGUAUAAUUCUUAAGUGAAGAGAGUCCUGUAACGGACCUUUUAAAACUCAGUUUAACAACAAAAAUACUAUCAUAUUUGUAUUAAAACAUUUUUUUUUAAAACCUUUGAAAUUAAACCGCAUUCCGCAUUAGGUUUUUGGAAACAGGAGAGCUUUGAGACAAACAAGUAAAUUAAUAUUACCUUAUUGAUGAUCAGGAUAUUGUAACUACAGAUUUCCAAUGAAGGAUCUGCAACAAACCACCUUUGAUAUGUGGUUGCUAAGGUUACAUACAUUAUUGAAUAAUGCAAUCUGAUUGGUAAAAUAGAUUGAUAUUAUUGACGUCUUGUAUUAUUUUUCUUAAAUAAAAAAUAGCGUAUCUAUUUUGAAAAUAUUGUUAAAUUUAUAAUAAAUUAUAAUAACAACUUUA